AUGGUUUUCCCUACAAGUGCGAUAAAUUUAUUUCACAUCAUAUUUAUUACAAAUAUUGCCUAUAAAGUAGAGAAACGAGAUAUAGGCAUGGGCGAAGCUGAAGGAUAUUGGAAACAUAUAUUAAAUGGUUAUGAAAUAGAUAAACAGUUGCAGUUACCAUAUAAUAAUAAAAUAACAACUACAGGACGUAGUGGUCAACGUUCAUCUGUAACACUUGAAUUCGAUCAAAAACUCGUUGAUAGAAUGUUAACAUAUGCACAAGAGUCACGAGUAUCAAUGUUUCAGUUGGGUUUAACAAUUUAUUAUGUAUUUCUGUUUAAACUGACAAAUGGUGAAAAAGAUUUGUGUAUUGGUACUAUAAAUCGACAGGUUUCACAGAAUCUGAUGCCAUGUCGUUUUAAAUUAAAUCCAACACUGCCGUUCAAUCAACUAUUAUUACAAGUACAACAAUUAUGUCAAAAAAUACUACAAUUUUCAUCCUUACACUGUCAAGAAACCAUAUGUUUACAUGGACAAGAACAAUCGUUUUUUUCGUCGAUUAUUCAAACAACAUUCGAAUUCGGGUCAUUAAUAGUUGGCGAAUUUGUCUAUUUGGAUAAUACUACUAUUGUAUGCGAAGAUGAUAACAGUAAUUAUCUAUCAAAAUUUGACGUAACAUUAUCAAUGAAUUAUAAUCAUCAAAAUGCAACAAUGUGUUGUUCAUUUGAGUAUGCUUGUGACUUAUUUGACGCAGCAACAAUACAAGAGAUGAUGAAAAGAUUUCAAACAUUAUUACAGCAAUUAUUUUUAUCAUCAUUCAGUCUUGAAAAGCAAUCUGUUUAUCAAUUAUCUAUUCUUUUACCAAAUGAAAUUAAUCUACUGGAAGACAUAAAUCAAACAAAUGUUAAUUUCGAUAAUGAAAUAAAAUGUAUACAUCAUGAAUUUUUUAAAAAAGCUAUUGAGCAACCACAAAAGGUUGCAAUUAUACUAGAUGAACAAUCAUUAACAUAUGGUGAAAUUUUAUAUUAUAUACAACACUUAUCGAUGCAUCUGAUGAGAAAAUAUUGUAUAAAUCCAGGCGAGAUUAUUUGCCAAUGUGUCGAAAGAAGUAUUGAAAUGGUCAUUGGUAUUCUUGUGAUACAAACCUGUGGUGCUUCCUAUUGUUCAUUGUCUCCAGAGGAUCCGUAUAUACGUAUUUAUAAUCUAAUCAAAGAGACAAAAGCUCGAAUUGUACUUGUCCAUAAACAAUCGCAAAAUAAAUUUAAUGAUUUGAUCAAUAAUAAUGGCAGUUUUAGUAUUAUUGAUAUUGAACAGAUUAUUCAUAAUGAAAUUAUUUAUAAAGAAGAAUUAAAUCUUUUAUCAAAUGUUCAUGUAACAAUUAAGAAUAUUGCAUACGUCAUAUUCACAUCAGGAUCAACGGGAAAACCAAAAGCAGUCCAAAUUUGUCAUAGAAAUUUUGUUUCAUACACGAAUUCUAUAUUGUACUUAGAUAUAAUGAACGGUAAUGAUGUUGUUCUACAACGGGCGUCGUGUUUAUGGGAUGUUCAUCUACACGAAAUAUUAAGCUCAAUAAUUGUGGGGGCUACUCUAGUUAUGCUGCAACAAGAUCUUCAUCGUGAUAUCGAUUAUUUAUCGUAUGUAAUCCAAAAUAAACAAAUUACACAUGUAACUGUUGUACCCACUAUAUUAAUAACAUUAUUUGAAUACUUGCAAUCGAAAACACGGUUUGAUCGUAUCAAAACAGUACGAAUAUUUCGAUGUUCAGGUGAAGCUCUGCUCUCACACGUUGUCUCAAAAUGGGUACCAUAUCUGCCAUCACAAUGUCAAAUGAUUAAUUUUUACGGCCCAACAGAAUCUACUCUUGUUGCAACGUAUCAUCGUAUUAUUUCUGAAGAUUUAGCAACUCAGUCGAUUUCAAUUGGUCGUCCACUUCCAAAUUAUCAAUGUUACAUUUUGGAUGAGCAUUUACAAUCAGUCGUGAUUGGAAAAGUUGGAGAGAUAUUCAUUGGAGGAUCUGGUGUGUUUGCUGGAUAUUUAAAUCGUGAUAAUUUAACUGAACAAUGUUUAAUUAGUUUACCUGGAAUAGAAGAAAAAUGUUACAGAACGGGCGAUUUAGCUUAUUAUAACCAUGAAGGUGAUAUUUAUUUUUUAGGUCGUGCUGAUUUUCAAAUCAAACUAAGAGGUAUUUAA
Messenger RNA from Didymodactylos carnosus, 2169 nucleotides. NCBI's taxonomy places the organism in Eukaryota, Metazoa, Rotifera, Eurotatoria, Philodinida, Philodinidae. The record is from the annotation of a GenBank genome assembly.